GAAAUGUAUGAAGCUUUUCAACAGGAAUCCAUACAAAGCAGCAAGCCAAGGCUGAUGGUCACUGCUACAGUAGCUGGUAUAAUUUCUACCAUUGAUUCUGCCUAUGAGGUCCCACAGCUGUCACAGUUCUUGGACUACUUCCUUGUGAUGACUUAUAAUAUUCAUGACAAUAAAGAGAGAGUCACUGGAGAAAACAGUCCCCUCUACAAACACCCAACUGACACUAACACCUUUUGCAAUGUGGAUUCCAUCAUGAACUACUGGAAGACAAAUGGGGCUGCAUCUGAGAAACUUAUUGUUGGAUUCCCAACAUAUGCACAGACUUUCUCUUUGACUGACUCCAGUAUCAAUGGAAUUGGUGCCCCAGCCUCAAGCCCAGGCCCUAAAGGCCCCUACACACAAGAAAGUGGGAUUCUGGCCUUUUAUGAG
Molecule: messenger RNA, 429 nt
Organism: Grammomys surdaster
Lineage: Eukaryota; Metazoa; Chordata; Mammalia; Rodentia; Muridae
Product: acidic mammalian chitinase-like
Exons: 3
Biological process (GO): carbohydrate metabolic process; chitin catabolic process
Cellular component (GO): extracellular region
Molecular function (GO): chitin binding; chitinase activity
Source: RefSeq, a predicted model, not a curated record